AUGGGGACCACAAACCCAUCACCACCCUCCGCGCCCUCGCGCAGCCCAACCACCACCACUGUUCCCAGCGAACCGAAUCACCAAGACCCAUCAACCUUGAAAUCAUCAUCCACAUUCUCAUCGACCUCCUCCUCCUCUUCCUCUUCCUCCACAUCCUCCUCCGUCGUCACCGCCAUCCAGCAAAAUGUCUCAUCCCUCGUCGGCCCCCAUAUCGACCACGUCAAGGGCGCAGUCAACGAAAAUGUCACUCCCGUUGCCCAGGAAGCGCUGCAAUUAUCGCAGCGGACCGUGCGUGAAAUUGUCAACCAGAUCUAUCCCGAGCCGGAACCGGAGCCUCAAAAGGGCCUCGAUCCAUCGCAUCCCGACUACCAUCAAAUCGAUCAGAUGCAUGAUGAGCAAGUCUGUGACUAUCUCCGGCAUAAGCAUCGCAGCACGGCAUCGCAGCCGUUGCAAAGGCUGAAACGGGAUUCCUAG
This is a messenger RNA of Penicillium diatomitis, 474 nucleotides long. RefSeq lists its product as uncharacterized. Lineage: Eukaryota; Fungi; Ascomycota; Eurotiomycetes; Eurotiales; Aspergillaceae. The transcript is spliced from 2 exons. Bases 1 to 474 code for a protein of 157 amino acids. The record is from RefSeq and is a predicted model, not a curated record.